ACAUAUCUUAGAUAAACAUUAACCUGUAGUUUCAGUGCAGUAUUAACUAAGAUAACUUAUCACAAGGACGUUCAAUGUGUAUUGCCUCUUACUACACGUUUAAAUACAGUGAUUACACAAAAUAGUUCGGAUAAUAUAUAGCAUCAGUAGCCGAGUUCAACCGUGGUGACUUGACCCUUUUAGGUACCAGUAUCAAUUUCACGAUUCGGAAAUGUCAAGCGGAGAUCGAUUUAAAGACAAGGUUGCCAUUGUUACUGGUGGAUGCUGUGGUAUUGGUCGCGGAUGUGCGGAUGUUCUUGCCGACCAUGGUGGACAAGUAGUCGUCCUAGAUGUAAAUGAUGAGGUCGGUACUAAAUUAAACCAUACAAAUAUGCAUUAUAUACGCUGUGACAUGACAAAAGAAGACGAAAUAAAGAAUGUCAUUGAAGAAGUUGUCAGGAAAUAUGGAAAAAUUGAUUGCUUAGUAAAUAAUGUUGGAGGUCAUCCAGGAUAUACGAACAUCGAUGAAUUAAGUGUUCAAAGUUUCAAAGAUCUUCUAAAUUUGAACCUUGUCAGUUACUUCACAGCAAGCAAAUACGCACUUCCGCACUUGCGCAAGACAAAGGGAAGUAUUGUUAAUAUAACAAGUAUAAGUGGACACGCUGGAACUGCAAACUCGCCAUCUUACUGUGCAACAAAGGGUGGUGGCAUAUCGUUAACAAAGGCUCUUGCGAUUGACGAAGCUAAACAUGGUGUCCGAGUCAAUGCAAUAUCUCCGAGCGCGGUAAAUACACCACUGUAUCGCAGAGUUAUCGCCGAAAGUGGAGACGCGGAGGAAACAAAUAAAGUAGUAGCUUCAUUCACUCUGCUAAAUCGAGUAUCAGAACCAAGAGAGAUGGGCAUGGCAUGUCUUUUCUUGGCUGUGGAUGCCACUUUCACGACCGGGGAGGAGCUUAUGUGUACUGGUGGAUCGGAGAUAGGAUAUGGUGUCAAAGGCCUUAUAAAAGUCUAAAAAUAGCUGAUAAAACGUUAUCGUUAGAAAUAACAUCAUAUGUAUUAGUGGAACGAUUUAUCAAAAGAAUAUUUGUCUAUAGUUAGUAUACAAAUGAUGUAAUAAGAAAAUAAAUUCGUAAACGUUAGAUAGAUUCUAUAAAAUUUAUAAGUGAAAGAUGAAACAAUAAUGCAAUAUCUUUGGAAAAAAAGUAAAUUUAUUGUGAAAGUUAGUUAAAAGUUUAAAUCGUUAGUUUAUUAUUAUGAAAAUGUACGUUUUUAACGAACUGGAAUUUUAUUAAAUAAACAAAGAGAAAUACA
Messenger RNA from Mercenaria mercenaria, 1290 nucleotides. RefSeq names its product 17-beta-hydroxysteroid dehydrogenase 14-like. The transcript has 10 exons. The record is from RefSeq and is a predicted model, not a curated record. Lineage: Eukaryota; Metazoa; Mollusca; Bivalvia; Venerida; Veneridae. Bases 212 to 991 code for a protein of 259 amino acids. Gene Ontology annotation, molecular function: oxidoreductase activity.